Miscanthus lutarioriparius is the source of this 663-nucleotide messenger RNA. NCBI's taxonomy places the organism in Eukaryota, Viridiplantae, Streptophyta, Magnoliopsida, Poales, Poaceae. The record is from the annotation of a GenBank genome assembly.
AUGGAGUCUAAGUGUGUGAAUGAUCAGGAUGCCUUGAUCGACCUGGAGAGUGGCAAUGCCACUGCAGUAAGCAACCACAACAAUGGUGUGGAUGCCAGUUUUACAGUGGGGCAAGCAAGAACAGCGCCUAACGGAUGUCCGAGGGAUGACAGGAAUCAGCACAUGGAUUGCUCCCCUCCCGCUUCGGAUGCUGUUGCUAGAAGUGGAGACGACAGGAAGUCUGAGGGGGAGGAGAAGCUGGGCCUUCUGGACAGUUCAGGAGGGGAGAAAACGAAGAAGAAGCGGUCCAAAAAGCCGCCGCGGCCGCCAAGGCCGCUGACACCUACACCGCUGGAUGUUUCUGACCAGAAGCUCCUCAACGAGCUGAGUGAGCUUGCCAUGUUGAAACGGGCAAGGAUUGAGCGAAUGAAGGCAUUGAGGAAGAUGAAGAAUGCCAAACAAGGGAUCUCGGGUUGCAAUUUGUGCCCCCUGAUCAUUACCAUUAUCUUCUGCAUCGUCAUACUCUGGCAAGGUUUCUUCUCGGGACAUGGGUCGGCAGUAAGUUUCCAUGGAUCACCCGAAUCAUCGAUCAGGGGGCACAGCAGUCUGAUCUCCAUCAGGUUCUACAAGAAGAACCAUUCGAAUGUGAGACCACCCAGCGAGACCACUGCAGCUCCUGAGUAA